GAUUCUUUAUGAGGCCAAAGAGAUUACAAAUGCAGCUAUCAGUGGAACGGGUCGGUUCAACACCACCAUGGCCUUUUACCCAUCCAGAAGCUUUUACUACCCCAUCACCGAUUUCCCGUACCGAGUGAACCUCAAUCAGCAACUGUACGUGCAGGUGCAGCUAACCCCAGCCGAACCAAGCCUCCACCUGUUCAUGGACUCCUGUGUGGCCUCGCCAAACCAUGACUACAGCAGCCGCACCUAUGACCUUAUACGCAAUGGCUGUCGGAGAGACAACACAGUAAACAUAUACAGAAAUGGAAAUCGUUACUUCGCUCAGUUCAGCUUCAGCGCAUUCAAGUUCCUGCGCACACACAACCAGGUGUUCCUCAAGUGUGAUGUCGUUAUCUGCCCUGACAACGACUACAACUCACGAUGUCGCCAAGGAUGCCGUAAUCGCGGGAAACGAAGCACUAGCUCUGAUCACCACACUGAGGUUCUCACCCUUGGGCCAAUCACACUCAAAGGUCCAGAGGAGGCUGAGGCCAAGACGGAGGACAAGGAGUGAACUCACACUGACUGAUUAAUUAAUCACUUAAAUAUAGUUAACACUGAAUAAAUUUGCUAAUUUAAUAAAGAGAUUGUUGAGCAAUCUCCCUUUCUUAAAUACUCACCUGUUGAUUUUUGGGGGGAGAUUUAAACUGUGUUUUUGACCCAAAUUUAGAACCGUCUAAUCCCCGUAAUCUGAAUCAAUCUGCUAUGUCUAAAACAUUUUCCGAUUUUAUGUGUCAGAACGGUUUUUUGAUCCCUGGAGAUUCUGUAACCCCUCUCUAAAAAAAGUUUUCUUUCUUCUCCCAGGUGUAUCAUUCCUAUUCAAGGAUUGAUUAUUUUUUUUAUAGACAGCACUCUUGAUUCGUGUGUAGUUUCUUCUGACUAUCUGGGUAUUGUAAUUUCUGAUCACGUGCCUC
Ictalurus furcatus (blue catfish) is the source of this 947-nucleotide messenger RNA. RefSeq names its product CUB and zona pellucida-like domain-containing protein 1. Gene Ontology annotation, cellular component: cell surface. The record is from RefSeq and is a predicted model, not a curated record. NCBI's taxonomy places the organism in Eukaryota, Metazoa, Chordata, Actinopteri, Siluriformes, Ictaluridae. The transcript has 3 exons. Bases 68 to 547 code for a protein of 159 amino acids.